AUGGUGCAACCCUGGCUCUUGGUGGGUGAUUUCAACUCCAUUAUGAGCCCGUCGGAGAAAUUAGGGGGUGCCCCUUUUGAUGCAGCCAGGAUCAGGGAUUUCCAGGAGGUAGUCCAGGAUACCGAACUGAUCGACCUGGGAUUCGAAGGACCAGCUUACACUUGGUUCCGGACCGGACUCCGAGAGAGACUGGACAGGGGAAUGGCAAAUAAUGUUUGGGUGACAAAUUUUCCUGAGACAGUGGUGAGACGCCUGCCCCAUUGGUAUAACACCGCCCUCGUUUGCCACAGAUGGCGUUACUUUGCAUGUCAUCCUCGUCUAUGGCUCAGAGUAGACCGUUCUGUGAAAGAUAUUGAGACUGCUGUUUCUGCUGCUAGACCUGGAGAUACCAUUCUAAUUGCUGCAGGAGGGAGUCAUUUUGCCUCUAAUAUCCAGAUAGAUAAACCACUAUGCCUGAUUGGUGGAGGUGACAUCCCAGAUGAAACAACGGUUUUGUGCUCUAGAGGUUCGGACAGUGCGCUGGAGUGCAUUUCAUCUUGCAAAUUGAUGAACCUAACCGUCAGAACAGAGCUUGGUUGUUGCUUGCUUCAUGAAAGCGGAAGGCUGACCGUAGAUGGCUGCAUACUUCAAUGUGAAUCUAACCCUCUGGACUACCUAUUAAGGGGGUGCCAAGGAUGUACUCACAAAUGGAGACCUGGCUUCGCAACGUGUUCGGGUUAUUUUUACGCUCGUGCUUGUUUCUACUUCUUGUUCGAUUUAGACCGCCAAUGA
This is a messenger RNA of Linum trigynum, 771 nucleotides long. NCBI's taxonomy places the organism in Eukaryota, Viridiplantae, Streptophyta, Magnoliopsida, Malpighiales, Linaceae. The record is from the annotation of a GenBank genome assembly.